AUGGAUUCCUUUGAUUCUGAUAACGUUAAGGAAGAGAAAGAAGAUGCUGUACGGAGAUACAACGUGGAGAGGAUGCUAAGGAAUGGUCUUAGCUUCAUUGGGAUUUUUCUUGUUUUUCUUUUGCUGUCAUGUUCUUCGUUCCCCACUUUGAUUCCCGACACCGUCCGUGUUGUCGGAAACUUUUGUUGCAUUUUCAUCUCCUCUUUUAACAACACUUUAUUCACUUUCGCGGUCGUAAACAUCAUUGUUUUUGCUGUUUAUGUUUUGUCUAGCCAGAAACAACCCACAGGCCAUGAUACUGAUAACUACCAUGAGUACGUUAGCUCUCGACGGAGUCUACCCAUCGUCGUUCAAGAUAAGGAGGAGACGCCGAUGGAGAGAGAAAUCGUUCUGGUGGAAAAUGCAGUUGUUAAAUUUAGUAGUAGUAUAGUUAAUACAAUUACAGACACGAAAAGUUCCGUUUCACCAAUUAAACCGCAACGACCAAAGGAGUACCGAAGAAGUCGAUCAAUGGUUUCGGAAUCGCAAAGCCGACGAGUUCCCCGGGAGUUUCGGAGAUCAGAUACAGAGCCGCCGAGGAAAUCAAUGGAUGAGAUGAGCAGUGAAGAGUUUCAGUUGAUAAUAGAUGGCUUCAUUGCCGAAAAGAAGAAAUGUCUGAUGCUUGAAAGCACUAGAAGGAAAGAAAACUGCACGUCGAUUGCGGUUAAUUAG
Molecule: messenger RNA, 711 nt
Organism: Hibiscus syriacus
Lineage: Eukaryota; Viridiplantae; Streptophyta; Magnoliopsida; Malvales; Malvaceae
Exons: 1
Coding region: 1-711 (236 amino acids)
Source: RefSeq, a predicted model, not a curated record